CUGAUGUCUGUAGUCGACUAAUUAGACUUCUUCAAUGGAUUUUUCUGUCGAUGAUUCUGUUCUUGUUGAUUCUUCGAUUGGAUUGCGAGAUACUUUUGCUUCUGAUACACACGAUAACAUCAUUCAUUCAAUUGGUGAUAAUGAUUUCAAAGUUGAUCAAAUGAUUGAUGUUGAAUUGAUCGGACAAGAAGAAGAUACUGUUUCAAAAGCUUCUAAAUUGUUAUAUCUUCUUAGCAGAGGAUGCUUAUAAUCUUUACAACGAUCAUGCUUUUGAAAAUGGAUUUGGUAUUCGUAGAUACAAACAGAGGUUUAGGAGUGGCAAUGUAAGUUUGAUUAUGAAGUCUUACUGUUGUUGGAAAGAAGGGAAGAAACAACAAAAGGGUACUGAAAACAAAAUGUAUACGAAGUUAGAUUAUCGUUCUGGUUGUAAAGCGAAGUUACAGUUUUCUAUUAGUAUUGAUGGUGAAUGGACUGUUUCAAAGCAUAUUAUUGAUCACAACCAUGUUUUUUGUCCAAUUGGUCAAAGACACUUGCUGAAAUCACAUAGAGGCAUUGAUCGUGAGUAUCUUGAAUUUAUUAUGUUGAUGAAGGAGAGUGGGACAAAGGUUUCAGAUGUUCACAUGAUGCUUCAAAAACAUGCUGGUGGUGUUAGUGCUUUUGGAUUCACGAAACGUGAUGCUUAUAACGUUCUAGAAUCUGAAAGAAGUAAAACGUUUGAUGAUAUUGAUUCGAACACUUUGAUUGGUAUAUUGAAGAAAAGGGCUGAAGUGGAAUCUGAUUUUUUCUUUGAUUUUGAGCUGGAUGACGGUGUACUGAGUUGUUUUUUCUGGAGAGACGGUCAAAUGAGAUCCGAUUAUGAGAGGUUUAGAGAUCUAGUUGUGCAUGAUACAACUUACAUGACUAACAAGUAUGACAUGAUUUGUGGUCCGUUUAUUGGUAUGAAUCAGCACUGUAAAAACAUAAUGUUUGGUUGUGGCUUUAUGUUGAACGAAAAGGUGGAAUCUUUUGUUUGGUUAUUUCAGACUUUUCUGAAAUCUAUGGGUGGUAAACAGCACAUCAGUUUCAUGACAGACCAGUCAUUUUCCAUGUCAGCGACUAUCAAAUCUGUGUUUCCUGGAGCAAGACAUAGACUCUGCACUUGGCAUAUAGAUGAAAAUUCAAAGAAACACAUCAUGCAUCUACGUACGCAAGAAGUUAAAUUUUGUUCCUCUGUUUGAUUAUGUUGUGAAGCGAUGUGACACAGUUGCAGAGUUUGAUUUCUACCGGAAUGAAUUGAAUAGAGUUUAUGAAUGCAGUGACAACACAUGGUUGAAGAGGUUGUACAGUCAUAAAGAAAAGUGGUGUCCUGCUUUCAAAGGAUUACUUCUAUGGUGGUGUUCUAUCCUCACAAAGAAGUGAAUCUACAAAUGGAUCCAUAACUAGAAGACUUACAAAGACUACAACAUUAUGUGCUUUUUUCAAAAUGUUUUGGUUGUUGAUAAAUGGAGGUUAGAGGAAAAUGGUCAUGAUUUUAGAUGUUCUGAAGGCACCGUUGAGAUGUGUAUACCCUUGAGAUUUUCAAACUGUUCCAAGAACAAUAUUUGAAGGGUAUGUCACAUUUUUUUAAAUUAAUCUCACAGAAUUGUAAUGAUUAUGAGUAUCAUGUUUGGUUGAAUGAGGUAGAUUUGAUUAGACACAACGUUACUUUUAAUCAAAUUGACAACACAGUGACAUGCACUUGCAAGAUGUUUUCAGAAGUUGGCAUUUUGUUUAGACACAUUUUGCGUAUAUAUAAUGUCCAUUGUGUCAAAUGUAUUCCCCAAGUUUAUAUACUGUCUAGAUGGACAAAGGCU
Messenger RNA from Cuscuta europaea, 1832 nucleotides. NCBI's taxonomy places the organism in Eukaryota, Viridiplantae, Streptophyta, Magnoliopsida, Solanales, Convolvulaceae. The record is from the annotation of a GenBank genome assembly.